Messenger RNA from Chrysemys picta bellii (western painted turtle), 4522 nucleotides. RefSeq names its product zinc finger protein 777-like. Gene Ontology annotation, biological process: regulation of DNA-templated transcription. NCBI's taxonomy places the organism in Eukaryota, Metazoa, Chordata, Testudines, Emydidae. The record is from RefSeq and is a predicted model, not a curated record.
GGGUUUUUCUCCUCUUUCCAGCCUUAGCCUUUGGGGGGGCUGCAAACAGCUUGCCUGGCAGUUGUACAGAUUUGGUUCUGGGGGGUGUAGGGGCCUCCACAUCUGGGCUGUGCAAACGGAGGAAAUAUCCGCUCUGUGCUGAGAGCUGUUCCAAAGAGGCCCGGCUCCAGGGGCAGAGAGUUAACAUGCAGCAUUGUGCAGGCUACGCAGAGCAGAGUCCUCCAUUUUAUUCCCCCACAGAGAAACUUUUCAUAUUUAGCUCAUUUUCCUGUCCAUGAUCCUCACUGGGAGGUUAUGCCCAAAUAAAUCUGUUAGUCUUUAAGGUGCCACCAGACUCCUUGUUGUUUUUGUAGAUACAGACUAACACGGCUACCCCCUGAUACUGGGAGGUUGGUUCCUGCCCCUGCUCUCCCCCCUCUGAUCUCUGGGGAGGAGUGCCAGUUAAAUGGAAAAUGAGACAAAUGGAGUUUAGGAAAAGAAGCAUCCCUGUUAGGGUGACCAGACAGCAAGUGUGAAAAAUCGGGACGGGGGUGGGGAGGUAAUAGGAGCCUAUAUAAGAAAAAGACCCAAAAAUCGGGACUGUCCCUAUAAAAUCAGGACAUCUGGUCACCCGAGUCCCUGUAGCUGUGUUGUUCCUGAGGAGGCCGGGCCCUGCAGAGAGCGUGAGCGGGGAUCUAAUUGCAGGUGGGCUAACGAGUUCAAUCAUCACAGCAGCCGUCGCACACUGUAGGGCAGGGUAUAGGUUCAUAGAGUCCAAGGCCAGAAGGGACCAUUGUGAUCAUCUAAGUCUGACCCCCGUAUAGCCAGAGAACUGCCCCAAAGUAAUUCCUAGAGCAGAGUUUUAGAAAACAUUCCAUGCCCCUAGGCUCCUCCGUCUAUGCCAGCAACGGCUCCGUCUGCAAGGCCUGACUUUCUCGGGGGGGGCCCUGACUAAUCCGCAGCCCCUGCCAGCUGCUGUCCUGUUGCAGCUGGUUUAUUUGUGAAGUUGCAAGUGUAAAUUUUGUCCACAAGGGGGCAAGCCUAGGGGCGGAGCGGUCUCUAUGCUCUCUGGGCAGUACAGUGCACGUACACAGCAGUGAGCAUCAGGCGCUCUCCUUGGCCUGUGCAGUUAGGGUGACCAGAUAGCAAGUAUGGACAAUCGGGACAGGGGGCAGGGGGCAAUAAGUGCCUAAGACAAAGCCCCAAAUAUGGGGACUGUCCCUAUAAAUUCAGGACAUCUGAUCACCUAGGUGCAGUGUGCAAUGAACACGUGGCCGGUGCCCCCUUCCCCUCGGCUGGUGCAGUGAGCACAGGGAUUGCUUCCCCUCCACCUGGGGCAGUGCGUUGUUUCCAUCUGUUUUAACCACUGCAGAGAAAGGAGACUUGAGACAGGCGGGUGAGGAAAGGCGCCAAGCUAGGGAGGGUGGAGGAGCCUGGGGGACCAGAGCCCAGCGGGCGAGCUAAGGGGAAGGGAUGACUGCGGAGAAGAGAAGCGGCAAGAUGGACAUUAAAGCAGGGAGAGGGAUACGGGCGAGACAAAGGAUGAGAAGAGAGAGAUGCUGCCUUGCGGAGGCGGCGAGAAAGGCCAGCAGCGGGAGGAGAUGGACUCACAAGGAGGAAACACACCAGCUCAGGAACAGAAAAAGGAGAGAGAAAGCUGGGAAGGGGAGAAAGCAAAACCCUCCCAUCUAGGCUGGGGAAUUGUGUGUCAUUUCUCGAUGCUCCGGGAGGUGAGCAGAGGCUUCUCUGGCCCCACUCUUGAGAUCUGGACACAGGAUUGUUACCCUGGCCUCCCCCAUCCCCCAGCCAUUCUCUCUGUUACGUUUUCCCAGCAGUUUAACUACCAAAUCCAGAUUGGCCCAAUACUGAUGUGCAAUAAGGAAGUACCCAACCCUGCAUGGUGUAUAGCUCUUCAAUCUGAAUCUGACGCUAAGCCUCCCGCUGGCCUCUCCUGGGACACUCCUGCGCUACUCACACCCCAUCUCCUGUGCGCCUGUCUCCACUAGAGCAGCAGCUGCUCUGGGAAGGAGGGCCUAGAGCAGCAGGAAGCCUGUGGCAGUCCCAGCAGGAAGCCUGGAUUCCCCACCAGCUGCUGAACCUGGGAGCAAACAUCCGUGUCCCGUGGGAUGGGGAAUGGCUGGCGGGGGCUCCGCUCAGGCUCCAGUCACGUUUGACGACGUCGCUGUGUAUUUCUCCGCGGAGGAGUGGGAGGAGCUCGCGGAAUGGCAGAAGGAGCUGUACAAGGACGUGAUGAGGGACAACUACGAGGCUGUGAUCUCACUGGGCGGUGCUGCUGCCAAACCUGACAUCAUCUCCCAGCUGGAGCAAGGGGAAGAGCCGUGUAUCAGCGCUCACCAGGACUCCAGGGACAGACGCACCUCCGCAAAUCCAUCAUCUGCUGACACAGUUCUGAAUACGGCCUUCCCAUCCUCACCAUGCGGGCUCUCUUCUGCACCCCCAUCGUCUGAUCCCUCCUCCCACAAAGUGGACCUCUCUCCAUCCCCUGUGCAUUCCACCAGCCUGUGUGUUUGGGAGGCACACCUAGGGCACACAGACCAGGGAGAGAACAGCAUGGGCAUUGCCGAAUGCAUAGAGAGGCCCAGCAGUAGGUCUCCAUGUGUACUCAGUGGGGCAAUCCAUGGCCAAGUGGAGAGUGAGGAGAAAGCACCGGACAGAAUGUUUUGCUCACCUCCAGCCUCACCUGGCCUACAUCCACCUUCUGAGCAGAUCUACGUACCUGGGCAAGUCCAGACGUCUGAAUGUGCUUCUCACACACAUCGCGGCUCUGAGAACAACACACCUGUGUUCAGAGCACAGAGAACUGAGCAGCCUGUAACUGAGCAGAAACCUGCCUCUGCGAACAGUCUGGAGCAGGAAUUGGGCAGCAUCAUCCAGGAGAUGCGGACGGCGAGAAUCCACCUGGCUAGCAUAGCUGGCUCGCUGCUGGCUUUGUCCUCGGCAUUCCUGCCAGCUCCUGUGGAUGGCACAGGUCAUUGGAGAUAAUCUCGGAGCAGCAUACGCUCAUAGAAACUUCUGCAUUCUCACACUCAAAGCUGUGGGAGAGAGAAACAACCGCUCCCUUCUUUCUUUUCUCUCAAAGCCUGUGCUCUGUUACUAAUAUUUAAUGUCUUUAUUUUAAAAAAAUGCAUAAUGUAUUUUUUCAUUUAAAAAUAUUUAUGCCUUAACACUUUAUUUCUCUGUUUACUAAACUUUAUUUAAAAGGCCCUAAAUGUUUAAAAAGCCGAUUUUCUUCUGAAAAAUGUUAUUUCUAACCCUACAUUUUUUUAAAUGGCUGUAAAUGUGAAAACCAACCAAACCCCACAAGCAGCAGUAAUGUGCCCAAUGGAAAAAAAAAAAUCCAAAAUGGCCACACUGCCAAAAGCUUACACGUUCAAAACGGAGAUCGGAGUGGGCCAUAAACUAAAAAUGGGGCCUGGAAACUGGUCAAAAUGUAUAUGGUGAUGAAAGGUGUAGAGCCCUUUACCUUUGUUCUCUGCUUGUCUUGCAAGAUGGCAAAUGUGGAAUCAAGGGGGCCCAUCUCAGUGUACAACAUUCUAUUUCACAGUUGUGGAAAACUCAGUACAACCACCAUGAUGUACUCUAAAGUAACAGUUAAACUUGGCAGUCGUCUUUAUAUUAUUUACUCCUGGGGAAUUCUGUGAUACUGUGCAUGUGUAUAAUUAGUGAGCCAUGCAUAUUUUUAUUUUUUUGCGCAGAAAAAAAGCUUCUGCCAAAAUGUUAGUGCAGUUCCACCUUUUGCCCACCAGAGGGUGCUGUGGUCAUAGAACACAGCAGCAGCUCCUGGCCAACUAGGGAAGAGAAAGAGCCUACCUUCUUAAUAGCACCUGCCAGACCAGGUCAGGAAACAGGGGCUAUGGGGAAACAGACAGCAUAAGGUGUCUGUGUGGGGGGAGAAGAGGGUCAGACAGGAGCUCAUAAGAGCUAGUGGGGGAGGACAGACUGGGGCAGAGACUGAAUGUAGUGCCCCUUCCCUCAUGCCGCCCCCUCCAAUAUAUGGUCAUGUUCCCUUCUGGGGGGUCUUGGGUCAGGAAGACCACCUCUUCUGUACUUGAUGGGAGGGGUAAGGAGCGGUGUUACUUUUGGCCAUCCUCACUUUCUUGCUGACUCCAUGUCUCUUCCUUACACCUUUCCCUCCACUCCAGCUGCUUCAUUACCAUAGCAACCCCUUGCUUGAUUAGGUCCCCUUAUCUUCUCUUGUUACUGAAAGGCAAGGCUAGCAGCUCCGCGGGCAGUGUGUGUAAGUGAAAGCACAAGGCUGCACACACGUUCUCCUGCUUGCUUAUUGAGCUUGUUUAAAUUAAAAGCAAGGCCAGAAGCAAGGUUAUUAUUGUUUAGUUUUUACCCUAUUUACUUCACAUUUUCCUAACAGCGGUCAGCCAGGGUUUAAAGGAAUUAUUACUCAGGUCUGUACUAAUAUGCCUAGUAAGGAAGCUAUUUGUUAAAAUACAGUUCCUGAAUCUUUUUUGUUACAGACAUACUUGCUGACAGGUAUUUUGAAAUAAAUGAUCAAAAAUAAUUGAAA